UAAUAACAGUUCUUUAAACCAAACAAAGUAGGAAUUUUCAAUAAAAUACUAGCUUGUCAUGGCGCAUAAUGAAGCGGAGGAGAUAGCGAAGGAGUUGUUUGCAAUGGUUUGUAAAAAUGGUGGAAUAAUAGACGUGACGGAUAUGAAAUUACGUUCACUAAGCAAUGAAGCGGUUUCAUUUUUAGACAAGGAAGGCUACUAUCCACUGCUGCAAACAUCCUUGAGUGACGUUCUAAAACUUGAAGUCGAGGUACCUGGUAAUCGGGCCACGUUGAAAGCGAGAGUUGCUAUUGAGUUAUGCAAAAAUUAUGUCAAUGGUGAAUGCGUGUUUGCUAAUUGUUCGCGAUUACACGUUUGUCCUUCAUUUAUAAAAGCAGCCUGCGAAAAUGCGAAUUGCUCGCUUAAUCAUAAUGUCUUUGAUGAGCAUGAACUAGGAAUUCUGCGAAAGUUUCAUCUCGAGAAGCUUCAGGAAGAAUCAUUGUUACCUUUGUUACGAAACGUCAUCCUCGGACAAUCUGAUGGAAUGAUUGACAAUCUUGAAGUAUGCGCGUCUUACAACACCGUCCACGGUUGUCCAACCGGAGACUCCUGCAUGAAAUUGCAUUUAUGCACCGCUUUCUCUACAGGAGGGUGUGAAAAUGUAGGAUCUGACUGUGGAAAAAGUCACGACGUGCUGGAAGAAAAGAUCCGUCUGACGAAAAACUUUACAGCACUUGAAAGGUCAGUUAUUGCACAACGAAUUAUAAAUUACCAAAAUUUGAUAAACUUAGCGAAGACAGUCGCUUUGAAUCGUGCCGAUCCACCAACAAUUGACGAAGUAUGUGGAUUUCAUCUGAGAGGAAACUGUCGCUAUGGUCGUCUUUGUAAAAGACACUGGAACAAUUUACCAUAUAUCUGGCAAAUUAAACUAACAAUGGAUGAUGGCAUAGAAAAGUUGGUUCGUUUUCCCGCAAAGUAUAAUCAAUUGAUUGAAUGGGAUUAUUCCGACGUGAACAAGGAUAAAUCUCUGGAGAUAAAUAUUAGCGGAGCGCAAGACUCACUCUUUCAUAUUUAUUUCGAGGAUAUGAUUGCAAAAACACAAGCAGGAAACCAGACGUGGAACAUUCGUCGUUUAUCGACCUCUUCAUGGGUAAAGGCAGCGCCUGGGGAUUGUUUUGGUACGAAAUGGACCUGGUUUUGGCAAAACGAUCAAAAUAAAUGGACCCCCUUUGAUGGAGCUGGUCAAGACGCUUCUAGCACAUCUCAGAAUCCAAGCAGCAAUGAAAUACUUGAAGAGAACUUCUUAUCUGGAGCACAAUCUUUCACAUUACCCUUGAAUGGCUACACAUAUACCAUUGACCUGACGAACAAGCAGCAGACGAAUACAGGCACUGGGAAAACAAGGAAAAUUCGUAGAAGACCAACUGAAUUUGUUGGAGAGCAACGCUUUACUCCAUUUCUGCAGUCAAGGCAAGAAAUUAGGAGACAACCAGCAGUCCAAACUCAACCAUCACCAUUAGCGUUACCCCCAGGCCCUACUGUGACUCUACCUCAAGGAUGGACGCCAAUGUCAUGUGAUCAAGAUGUUUCCAUGGUUACUUUACAGCAAGGAUCGCCCGAAUACCUCUCCGUAGAGGCAAAGUUUAAGAUAACGCUAAGUAAUAAAACGAUUCAUAAAAUUGAACGUGUUCAAAACAUGGAUUUGUGGGAGUCAUAUUCAAGAAAAUUGUCAAAGCUUUCACGAAAAUUGGGCAGACCUGCUGAAGUCAGAGAUUUAUUCCAUGGGACAGGCGAGAAUGCGGUAAACGCGAUAUGCCAGCAAGGUUUUGAUUGGCGAAUGAAUGGUGCUCAUGGUACAGCCUAUGGCAAAGGAUCGUACUUCGCCGUGGCGGCCUCGUACUCCGACGGCUAUUCAAACGUAUCACGAACGACGGGACAUAAAAUGAUGUUUUUAAGCAAAGUCAUCGUUGGUUUGUACGUUGUUGGCAACUCCAACACAGUGCGUCCACCGCCAAGAGAUCCUAACAAACCUUAUGAGCUCUACCAUUCAUGUGUGGAUAACCAAACAAACCCAAGUAUGUUUGUUGUCUUCGACAAUGAUCAAGCUUACCCACAAUUCUUGAUUAGUUACUCCUGACGAUAAAAUUUGACAUGGACCUCAAAUGAAUUACUCAUACUAAGAAAAUAGAAUUCUUUGGCAUAUUUAGUCCAGCAGAAAUAAUUCAAGUGUAUUUGUUUAUUUCACUUGAUUACAAGCAUAUAUAUUUACUUAUACAACGA
This is a messenger RNA of Dendronephthya gigantea, 2259 nucleotides long. Its product is annotated as protein mono-ADP-ribosyltransferase PARP12-like. The transcript has 5 exons. The record is from RefSeq and is a predicted model, not a curated record. Gene Ontology annotation, molecular function: NAD+ poly-ADP-ribosyltransferase activity; zinc ion binding. Bases 59 to 2116 code for a protein of 685 amino acids. Lineage: Eukaryota; Metazoa; Cnidaria; Anthozoa; Malacalcyonacea; Nephtheidae.